GAAUUAGCUGACGUCGCCGUAAGUAGCCAUAAUUAAAAUAUUGGACUAUAUUCUGGAAUUCGAAAGUGGUUGACCAACUUUUCAAUUGAUUUGAAAGAACAGGACGCCGUGUGGCGGUAAACGGCGCCUUGACAGAUAGAAAAGGCGAUGAAGACAUCUUGGUUCAGGCUGGCCCUCGUGGCAAUAACCCUGUUUGGGUACGUCACAAAGGCCCAAGAUGAAGAGGCAUCAAUCGAGGAAAUGGCGGGAGUGGAAGACCCCACAGCUGCCACAGAGGUACUCGACGUGGACCGCUCAACAAGCACACCCAUAGCUGCGCCUUCUGCUCAUACCUUCGUUGAGUGUGAUAUUGAACAUUGUCUGUUUGAAUACAAGCGACAAGUUUCCUCAAUUCGGGGUGUUGAAUUCGACGCUUUUCAAAGAUGCCGUGCACUCGCAAUCAUGGAAAAAUGCAUGUCAACGGAGACACCAAGUUUUUGUGCAGAGAGGGAUGCACGAUACAUAUUUGUCGAGUCGAAGCGUUUAGAAUCUGUGACAGUUUUUGAUUGCAAGCCAGUUGAAAGAUUGCCUACAGAUGCCAGUGUUAAUCUAUUUGACGCCAUGAUCGGCGUUCCUUUACCGGAAAAUAUCAACUUCGUACGUGGCAAAGCGGACGCCCCAGCCUAUGAAAUAUCCAAAGGAAAAUCUACAGGAAAAGCAUCCAACCGGGUAUUCGACGAUGGAUUUUUCGAGAAAUUUUUAUUGAUCGAAGGAACUAUUAAACUUAAAGCAGGCGCUGAUGGAUUUUUGUUUUCGAUAACAGAUCCCACCCAGACCAAAGUACUUUUCGGAUUGCAAAUGUCUGAUUAUGUUUACCUUCAUAUGGUUGAUCAUAGCGAUCAACCACACAGUUCCACGUUUAAUCGUAUACCUGAAGGAAAAUGGACAAAAUUUGCGCUGACCAUUACAGACGAGGAGGCUGUUUUGUACAUAGACGAUAUAUCCAAGUCCAGUACCUUGCGUCUUGGUGAGAAUGAUCUAAAAAUACCUGAUAUACCAGACGAUGCAUUUGUUUUCUUGGCAAGCAGUGGCCCAGAGAGUGGUCAGUUUGAGGGAACGGUUGAGGGAAUAACGCUGAGGUCUACUUCACGAUUGAUCAGCGGUUUGAGAAAUUUCUUUGGGUCACCGGUUACAGUAGACCCUGAUGAUGACGAAGGAAGCGGAAGUGGAGACGAUUCUGAUGGCGAUACAGAGAAAAGUAGUGAACGAGUACCUGAUGGUUCCGAUGACGAAGAUAGUAUGAAAGACCUUGAGGACACAGAAGACUUUUUACCGGUGUAUACCACACGUGUGCAUAUUAACGCCACAACUGCCUCCGAGGUAAUUGUUACAGCGGCUUCACCCGCGGCUAACGCAUCAGAGACGUUCACACCAGACCCUACCACCACUGCUAUUACAUCUACUGCCGCUGGUUUUGAGGAAGGAUCCGGGGAAGUUGAAACGAAAGAAACCAAACUUCCUACUUUGGAAGGCUCUGCAACGCAUCAUAUGGUGACGACAACUAGUAUUGAACCUACUACAGAAACAACCACCACUCCAAAACCUACUACAACCACAGCUACGACAACUACCACUCCCAAACCUACCACAACCACAGCAACGACCACGACAACUACCACUCCCGAACCUACCACAACGACAGCUACGACCACGACAACUACCACUCCCGAACCUACGACGACUACCACCACUACGACGACAACAACUACACCAGAACCCACCACAACCACAACCGAACCAGUUCCCAUCACAACCACCAGUACUACCACUACCACGAAGGCUACCACCACUGAAGCUAGUGAACCAAUACCGGAAGCAGAAGUUGUUAUACCGGAAAUACUUCCAGUAACAACAUCUUUGCCAGUGACCUGGGAGGCACUUGAAUCUGGAACAGACGAAGAAUUCGUGGUGCCAACGGAAGAGGAAGGAGAAGAGGUUUCUCCUGAUGAUAGUGUUACUUUGGUAAGAGGACCUCAAGGUCACAAAGGAGAAAAAGGAGAGAGAGGAAUAUCUCUAAUGGGUAUGAAAGGCGAACGUGGAGAACAAGGCAUAGCUGGAAUAGACGGUCGUCCUGGCAUAGAUGGAAAAGAUGGUGAACCGGGCGUUGAUGGAGCCCAUGGCCUUCCUGGUGAAGACGGAGAGAUUGGCUUAAUGGGACCUGAAGGGGAAGCUGGUCCAAGGGGUGAUGUAGGACCUAAAGGGGAUCCAGGAGAAUCAAUUGUCGGACCACCGGGACCUCAAGGCGAAAAAGGAAUGACUGGAGAAGCUGGAGAAUCUAUCGUGGGACCACAAGGCGAGAAAGGUAUGACAGGAGAACCAGGUCUGAUGGGUCCACCUGGUCCACAAGGUAUUCCCGGUGAGGAGGGCGAGGACGGCGAAGACGGCAUUGGACUGCCGGGACCAAUGGGUCUACCAGGCCCUCCAGGAGAGUUCGAUUUGGACGACUUGGAAAUUUCUGGAUUUGGACCAAUUAAAGGAAUUCCAGGACCACCAGGCCCUCAGGGACCUCCUGGUCCAGCUGGUGUAGGCUCAAUUGGACCGACUGGGGCUUCUGGAUUAAACGGAGAACCAGGACUAGCCGGUCCACCCGGGCCCCAAGGCAAAGAGGGUCUACCUGGAAAAGAUGGAGAAGAUGGCACCGCCGGAGCACCUGGCCCAGUCGGACAAAAGGGAGAACCCGGCAAUGACGGUAAUCAGGGUAUUGCAGGACCCCCAGGUCCCCCUGGUGUCUGCCCUGCACGAUCAAUUUCAAGAAGAGGAGAUAUGCCAACUGAUGAUGAAGAUGUCGAUGGAGGGUCUGGAGAUUCCGGUUGUGGUGGGGAGGUGGGACUUCCUGGCCCCCAAGGACCGCCUGGAGAGCCCGGACUGGCUGGAUUACCGGGUUCAUCUGGCGAGCAGGGACCACCUGGAGUUUCUGGUGUAAACGGAGAACACGGUAAAGACGGACUUGACGGAAGGGAUGGCACCCCUGGUGUGGCAGGUCCGAAAGGAGACGCAGGAGAACCUGGACUUCCGGGACGCCAAGGACCAGCAGGACUCGCAGGAGAGAAGGGUAUGACGGGCGAUACUGGAGCUGUUGGAAUGCCUGGUACACCUGGACAAAACGGCAGAGAUGGAGUUGAUGGAGAGACUGGUCCUAAAGGAAUGACGGGUUUGCCUGGGCCGCCUGGACCACCCGGUGCAAUGCUCAUGCCCAACGGAGAACUCAAUAACGGUCAUGGAGAAAAGGGAGCAAAAGGAGAACCUGGUGAGGUAGAAGUAAUUUCACCAUCUGGAGUAACAAUUAAGGAAGGGCCAGCUGGACCGAGAGGGCUUCCGGGUCUUGCUGGACCAAAGGGAGACAUGGGAAUGCCAGGACACAGGGGUCGCGAAGGAAGUGUUGGAAAGCCUGGAGCCGCAGGUCCACCGGGUCCUCCAGGUCCACCGGGUCCUGGACGUCCAUUAGCCGGUGGUGUGAGCGUUCCUGGCCCAGAAGGGCCUCAAGGACCUCCUGGAAUGACUGGACGACCCGGUGCAAGAGGACCGCCUGGACCUGCAGGAGAACAGGGAGUUCCUGGUCGUGGUUAUCCUGGUACACCAGGAAGAGAUGGACAGAAUGGAGUUGGAUCAGGACCAAGAGUUUACAGAUCAGAGAACGAGUUGCUUUAUGCAUAUGAUUCGUCUACCGACGGUGAUAUGGCCUUUGAGUCGUCGCGACAGACUCUAUAUGUCAGAACUUCAAGUGGAUGGCGUCCAGUGAAUAUGGGCUACCCUCUCAUAGACAGAGGAACUGUUGAAAGCACCACACAAAGUACAACACGUGAUACCACCACGCGACGUACAACUUCUCCAGUCACGACUACUAGAACAACAACUACUCAAGCACCAAUUGCCACUACUUUAUCAACACGAAAACCACCUACAUCCAACAGGCUUCAUCUUGUUGCUCUCAAUUAUCCUCUGCGUGGUAAUACACACGGUAUUGCCGGUGCCGACAACUUGUGCUACAAACAGGCCAGGGCAGUAGGUCUAAGGGGCACAUACAGAGCUUUCCUGUCAACUAAAAAUCAGCAUGUUCGCUCCAUCGUACAUAACAGAAACAUGCAACAUUUACCAAUUGUCAACAUGGCGGAAGAAGUAUUGUUCUCUUCGUGGAGUGAGCUAUUCCGAACCGAAGGACAGCUUCCAGAAGGCGCUAAAAUUUAUUCGUUCAAUGGAAGAGAUGUUAUAACAGAUCCAAGAUGGCCCGUCAAAGCUGUGUGGCAUGGAUCCGACUCACUUGGCAAAGUGAGCCGAAUGCACAAUUGCGCAGAUUGGCGAACAUUCAAUCUUGCCGUAACAGGACAUGCGUCUCAACUUCCAACCAAAUCUCACCCAAUAGCCGGUUUAUUGAAACCACGAGUAUUCAGUUGCUCUUCUACGUUUAUCGUCCUCUGCAUAGAAAACAGUGCACAUACCUGGACUUAUAAAUGAAUGAAAUAAACUUAUUUUGUAUUUCGAUAAAUAUUAAUAUUUGAGACUUAGAGGAGAGAGUACUACUCCACAGUACACAAAAUUUUAUAGGUAACUUGUGCAGCUAAUUGAAAUCAAUUUCUCAGCUAUGUAACUUCCAAUGAGACAAGUAUUUUACCAUGAAUUGUGAAAAAUCGGCAACUUAUCGCCGCUUUUUAGUGGAAGUCGUUGCAUUUAUUUGAGUCAAUAUUAGUUUUCCGAAAAACUACUUCAUUAACUUUUAUUUUAUUUUUUUCAUUUCAUAAAAAAGUAUCAUUAGGCACACGGUUGUAAAAAUUUAUAUCAAAUUAGGUUAUGAUAUUCUGUGUUCGUGAAUUACUAUUUAUCUGAAGCAAAAACUUGACACGAUAAAAUAUUAUGAUAAAUAGCAUGUAUAACCGUCAGAUUUAUGGUGCCAUAGUUUUUUUUUCCCUUUUUAACUAAUUUUUUAACAAUAGUAUUUCCAUUUUUAAGAAAAAAACGUAGUAAAAUCAUUUGUAAAAUUAACAGUAAUUAUCCGAACGUUUCCUGAAGUGUUUUAACACUUUCUUGUCUUUACACCGUUCUCUGUUUAUCCUUAUAUCUAUCUGCCUUUCUUUAUUUACUUUCUUUCAAUUUUCUUUUUAAAGUGUUAUGUUUUUUUGGUAUGCUUUUUGAGUAAGCUUUGGGCAUUGCAUCUUAUAAAUGAAGGUAUGCUUACAGAUAUUGGAAACAUUUUCGGCUUCAAAUAGGAAAAAAAUAUUGGAUAACAAAAACGUGACAGCUGUACGCAAGGAAUUCUAUCGUGUUAAAAUUUGACGAUUUACACCUUAAAUUUUCAUGAGCCAGGGCACUACACCAAAACGCCCAUUCAUUUUUUCUGUAAAUAUGUGCAUAUUACUUUAUAUAAUUUUUCAAAAUUGCAUGGUUCUGGACACUGAGACUAUGACAUUUAUCUAAUGUCUUCUUGGUAUUAUUGGUAUCAUGACAAGAACGAGUGCCGGGCCGAGAACGUAAUAGUAGGUUUUGGACGAUUGGGUCUAUAUUAUCAUUCUUAUUCCCAAAUUUUCCUUGUGCUAUUAUUUACAUAUCGCUUUACUUGUUUCAUUUUUCUACAUUAAAACACGAUCUGAAUGUAACACAUCAAUAUAAUCGACGCGCUAUAUUUGUGGUUUAUCUUUCUGUGUCCAUUUUCCAGCUAUAGCUUUCGAAUUGGAUAUUUCGCCCAUUAAAAUUUUAAUAAAUGAAUACUUCCACGAUUUUUUAGACUUUUGUGUCGUGGUACUAACGUUGUGCCACAACCAAACUUCCACUUGUUGUCAUAUGAAACAUUUUCCAAAUAAAUCAUUCAUUGCUGAGA
Molecule: messenger RNA, 5848 nt
Organism: Styela clava
Lineage: Eukaryota; Metazoa; Chordata; Ascidiacea; Stolidobranchia; Styelidae
Cellular component (GO): extracellular matrix
Source: RefSeq, a predicted model, not a curated record